UGAAGUGCAUUUUGAUUUUCUCAGAUACCAGGUGGAUCAGCAAGUAACAAGAUGAUAUAUGGUACAGAUGAACUCCUUCACCAAGCCGGGUUAAAAGAAAAUUAUAAUCCUUCUGGAUUUCUUUAUGGGACUGAAGCAGCAACUAAGGUUGGAAAGCCGGCUCCAGCACCUCGUCCAAACAACAUGAUCUGGCUGGAAGAAAGAACGGAAAAAGAAGCAGUUAAGAAUAAGAAAUUAGCCUCAACACAAGAUGAAUUUUUAGCAAGGCAUUUGAAAGAGAAAGCAAGGAUGCGACAGGCACAACAAGAAGAGAAGAGAAAGGACUUGGAAGAUCUGAAGAACUAUGACCCUUGGGGACGACCAGGCGGAGGGGCACCUAUUACAUCUGAGUCUGGUAGUGAUGAAAAACCUGACGCAAAAAGAACAAAAAAUGUCAAGAACCUUGUUCAAGAGCCUUAUCAACCAUUUGGAGGCCGUCAAGGUGGAGGAGGUGCUCCAAACAGAACAGAGUCAGGAAAAGUUGCUGCAGGUUUCCGUGCUGAUCCUGAGCUUAGAUUUCCGAGACAUGCAUCUAAAGCUAACGUGGAACCUGUUUUGAGGUAUGGUGGAAGAAAUGAGCGAUACAAACAGGAGUUAGAUUCCAUGAUUGAAGGUUCGAGGACUAGAAAACUGCUUCAAAGAGAAAAGAGCAUUGAAGAGGAAAUUCAUCAUUGUAAUACAGACCCUUUUGGAAGAGAAGGUGCUGGGGCACCCAGAAAAACAGGCUCAGGUACUGUAAAAGCCAGUUAUCCUACAACAUUGUCAAAAGACAUUGAAGAGCUUCGGCAUGGGAGCCGCAGGUAUCCGCAAGCCUUCAAUCAAGGCUUGAAUGAAACAAGCUCAUAUCAAGAUAAACCCCAGUAUAAUCCUUGGGGUAAAGGGCACGGAAAUCCUCCAAUGUUUGAUAGACAAGGACGAAUGGUUAAACCUGCGCGAGAUAGGGACGAGAAUGACUUGAAGGGCAUUGGUAUUGACGUUAAUCGACCAGGCGCUGGGGCUCCAAAUGUCGACAAAAGUGGAAACUUGAAAGUAAGGAAAGGACAAACAUUGACGAAAAGUUCAAGCGGACAAACAAUUCAGCGUGAUUUCAGUCCUGUCAAUCAGCGUGACGUUUACGAUCCCUGGGGAAGAUCCGGAGCGGGAGCCCCCAUAAAGGACCCCGAAGGACAAAUUCAAACACGUACCGCUGGCAAAGUGGCUCAUGAUUCAAGUGCAUUUUCGGCAAAUGGCAAGAGAGACGUAAGAGCUAAGCAGGAACUUCUCACAACUUUACAGGAAAUGUCUGAAGAAAGCAGACAACGACGGAAGGCCGAACAUGAAGAUCUAUUAACUGGUGAAAAGGACGUUGCUUCUUGGCUGCGAUCAGGUGUUGUGGGACAGCCUAGUUAUGAUGCCACCACCAAAGAGAUAAUUGCUCAAAAGAAACAAACUUCAGAUGUCACAUCGCAGGUUUUAAAUAUCAGAAGACAGAAGAACGAAAAAAGCCGCGAAUACCAUACUGAUUUGGAGACUCAAGCACGGGAGAGAUAUCAGCAUCGCAAACAGAGCCAAGAGGAGCAGAGGGUCAAGUCGGUGGAGGUACGUGACCAGGAGGAAAGCCUUGGCCCUAGGGACGUUGUAGAUUUCUCAUUCCAGACAUUUCCGGUGGCCAAUGGAACAGCAUUUCCCACAAUUUCUGGAAAAGACGAUAAUCCCGGUGGGUUUACCCAAAUUCUCGAAACUUCGUUACUGGAAAUGUAG
This is a messenger RNA of Orbicella faveolata, 1779 nucleotides long. RefSeq lists its product as uncharacterized. Gene Ontology annotation, cellular component: centrosome; spindle pole; microtubule. Lineage: Eukaryota; Metazoa; Cnidaria; Anthozoa; Scleractinia; Merulinidae. The record is from RefSeq and is a predicted model, not a curated record. Gene Ontology annotation, biological process: positive regulation of cytokinesis.